Astrephomene gubernaculifera is the source of this 3041-nucleotide messenger RNA. NCBI's taxonomy places the organism in Eukaryota, Viridiplantae, Chlorophyta, Chlorophyceae, Chlamydomonadales, Astrephomenaceae. The record is from the annotation of a GenBank genome assembly.
UUAGUAGUCAAAUAGCUUUAGCUGCUGCCAGCGACACACCGUCAAACAUCUUGACGGUGCUUCUUGCAAGCCGUCUGCCUGCCCAAGAGGCUGCUAUUAUCUUUCUGGUCUAGUUGUCUGCCGGUGGCAUCUGUUGGACCAAAGCUGAAGCGCAGGCAGCGGGAGAGGAUGGGGCGAUCGCCCCUACGGCUGUUGCAAGGCUACGUAGUCCUUGCAACGCUCCUUGGGACGUUAGCAUGGCAAGGAUUGGCAGAGGACGAUCCAGAUGCCGGAGUUGACCCCACCCUUCCAGGGGGUGAUGUUGCGGCGCUUAGCCGCUUCCCCUUUUGCCAGUGCCAGGACUACCGCUGCUCAUCGGCGCCAUACCGGGUGACUUCCAUUGACUCCCCAACCGGGCGGACUGAUGAGCUUUGCUACCGGAUAGAUCGCGUGGGUUGCAGUCAGGUGAACCCCUGCUGCAAAAUGCUGCUGGACAGCCUUGGGAAGGUCGAGUUCUCCGUCGAUGCUACUUGUGAGCCUGACUACUUGGGCGCUUACGUGAACGGAGCAAAACGGAAUUCCUACUUCGACACGAUCUUUGCAACUGGCAAGAUUCGUGUCACGCCGCUCGCCAUGAACGUUACUACCGCCACCAACGCCACAAUCUGCCUGCGCUUUAAGGCGAUCUCCAAUUGCCUUACAUAUGAUAAACUGUGCGACAACUCAGCGGGCGCCUGCACAUACGCCGUCUUUGAGAGCAGCCAGCACCAGUGCUGUCCAACCUGCGCCCAGACGCUCCCGCCGCCUCCACCCAUCAAGCCAGCUGUUCGCCAACCGCCAUCGCCGGCCCCGCCACCUUCGCCUCGGCCACCCCUGGCGCCACUGCCGCCUCCCUCGCCAUCGCCGCCACCGCCAUCGCCUCCUCCUCCCCCUCCUCCACCGCCGCCCCCGCCGCCACCUCCUCCUCCCCUGCCGCCCCCUCCGCCGCCGCCGCCACCUCCGCCGCCUCCUCCUCCGCCGCCGCCUUCGCCUCCCCCUCCUCCUCCCCCACCACCGCCUCCUCCGCCACCGCCGCCUCCCCCUCCCUCGCCGCCUCCACCGCCGCCGCCGCCACCGCCACCCCCUCCGCCUCCUCCUCCUCCCUCGCCGCCACCCCCUCCGCCUCCCCCUCCUCCACCCCCGCCGCCGCCACCACCCCCACCGCCGCCUCCUCCUUUCCCUGAUGCCGUUCGGCCAGAGUCCCCCAAGUGCGACUGCAUCUCGUCCUUGAUUCCCUCCACCUCUCGUUUUCGUUUGGAGUAUGACCGCUCCAUCAGCACGGCCGAGUACGUCACGUACCAGUUUAACCUUUACGUGAUCCGCCCUCAGGAUUGUUGGGAUUCUGGGUAUCGCACCGGCAGCUGCUGCAACCAAACGCUGAUUAACAUUGGCCUGAGCUUGCAGGACACGCUUACCCUGAGUGACUUCGGCAACGUUACGUUGACAACCGAUACAGGCUCCGUCAUGCGGGUUUCAAAGCAGCGCACCUUCUGGGGCAUCAACCUCUACCCCAACGACGUCACCCAAAGCCGCUACGACCCGUCAUCACUCUACGUGUCGAACUUCACUUCCGGCAAGCCCUGGACGCUCUCGGUGCCAAUUUCCGUUACCGCCGACCCCUCCCCGCAACCAAGGAAGUGGCCAUGCAAGACGUCGCGCUACCUGCCAAGCGACUCGAACGUCUGCGACAUCUCCCUGAAUGGUUACCAGACUGUCGCAGGGGAGCCAAGCAAGAUCUUGAACAUCACAGACUAUGAGAUUCCGAACUGCUGCCCUGAGGGUAUCGUGCGGUUCCGCAAGGACGACGUCUGCUGCGUGGAUAACUUGGCAGAUAACCCGUAUCGUCUGGCUUACAACGCCACUGCCGAUCCGGGCGCGAACAAGACGGCGCUUGCCUUCCAGUUGACCUAUGUGGGCGCGACGGCCGUAACCGUUGAUGGCAUUCCGGAUCCCAUGCAGCCCAACUGCUCGGUUUCGGAGGUGGAUCAGAUCAUGUUGUACGUCAAUCCAGAUGUGAUCAAUUCUGUUCACCAGGUCACGGUCGACGGCGUUGAUGUGGACUUUACGCGGUCCAGCAACGCCCACCAGGCCUGGAUCCGCGUGAUCAACCUCCACAAGACCAACCCUUCGCCUUCACUGUUGGAGGUCUUCAUUGGCCAGGACGUCACCGCUGACCAGGUCUGCACGACCAAGGUGGCCGAGAACCACUUGUGCGAGUAUGUGCUCAAGGGCGCAUACGACAACACUGCCGAGGACUUCAUGUGUUGCCCAUACGGCGCAACGGCUGUCAGCAGCGCCGGUUGCCCUGCGUAAGCACACUGUAGUACCGUUGCGUGUUCCUGUCUUGAGGAGUGUGAGUUAUACCCUUUGGGGCACGGCUGGUUUGGCUGUGUUUCGCAUGUAGGUGAUGGGCGCGUGCGAAUGUCUUGGCGAUUAACAGUCGUUAGGACAGAGGUCACGUGGAAUGCAGGGCGUGCAGGGGCAGAUUGACUAAUCUUUGUCCCUACAGGUGCGGCACGGCGUAACUGGCAGAGGGUGUAGUAUUUUUAUGGCCGUUAUCAGGGAUGUAUGUAUGGUAGGCCUUGAGGUUCGGCACGCGCAUAGUGGUGCAGAGCCGUCGAAGCAUAGCGUCCUGAAUGAAUGGUAAUAGGUGGUGCUGCGCAGCGUUGGUGCAUGGAGCUGCAUAGGGCUUCGGCCGCACAAAGGGGGUAAUCUUGUCUCUUGCUUUCAUAAAUGACCGCGUACCUUUUAUGUUACCGAGGGGUACAGCAACUAGAGGCCCAUGCUUCCGGCGCCCCUCAGGAACAACUAGCCACCGCAUACCGCUGGCCAUUCUAGACAAUAACGUUAUUCCCCUAACAUAGCGCACGCUAAUGUGCUCUCUAGACCUGACUUUAUGACGUAUUUGUUUGGGUUGAGCCAACAGCCCACUUGGCAGGUUGUAACAGACCUGAAUUAGUGCUUGCCGCUUCGCCUCCGCGUGUAUGUAUCGUACCAGCACGAUGCGUUUAACUGCCCACGAC